UACUAGAAAAAUCGCUUCAGUGUAAUGUAUCCUUCAACCUUAUAAUGGUCUGAUCCGGAAGAUAUGGGACACCGGUAUAUUAAAAGCAUUUAAAUGCGCGCUUUUGAUACCGUUCUUUAAGUUGGAGGAAUUACAAGGUCAAAAAACGCGAUUUCUCCAAUAUGAAAGGAACGAACCGACAACGCUGCCUUUUUGGUUAUUCUAUGACUUGGUACAGCAUAUAAUUCACAACUGUUAUACUUAUCAGGCACAACCUGGUUUAUGGACUUUGAUCUUAUUUACUAAAGUAGUUAUAAUUUCGCUCGUAAGAUGACUAUAGCACAGAACUAUAGACUUGACAAUUAUCAUAUGUUGUUGCUCAAUAUAGUACCCGUAGUACACAUACACAUCUAUUGUUAUCUAUUCAAAUCUCUUCUGAACUUAAAAAAAAUGAAAUUGAUACUAACCUUUCUGUAAUAGAUUACGUAACACGUUUAUAACUUAGUAUUUAGUAAAUAAGCGAUUUGCUGGGUCAUUAGUUUAUUGUGACAAGAAUUGUAUUAUUUUUUCGUUUUUUGUAACAUUGGAAAAAUGUCUGCUUUAGAAAAGGUGAAUCGUUUAUUAAAAUCUGGAAAAGGGUUUUAUAAAAUUCUGGACAAGGUUAAAGUAAUUUCCACCAAAAAUGGUUAUUGUAAAGCAGAAGUAAAAAUUGACCAAGAACACACAAAUCCAAUGGGAGGAUUACAUGGUGGGUUUUCAGCAACUUUAAUUGACGCUAUCAGUAUUGCCAGUUUAAGAACGAUAGUUGAUGACAACAUGAUGCAUUUAUCCAAAGAAAUGAAUCUAAUAUAUACAAAAGCCGCAAGAGUUGGGGAUGAAAUUAUAAUAGAAGGUAAAACUAUUAAAAGGGGUGACGAAAUCUUUCACUUGGAGGCAGAAGUAAAAAAUAAAAAGACAGGAGAUUUAUUAGUUCGGGGAACUCAAAUAGUUUACUUAAAACCAAAGAAUCUUUAGAUCAAAAGAAUUAUAGAGUGCAUAAGCCAGAUGAGUUAUCUAUUAUGUAUAUUUAUUAUAUACAUUUUAUAUAUUAUAUUCAUACAAGAAGUGGGGAAAACAAAUAUGAUAGAAUUUAUAAUAGAAAACUAAGGAAUUUGUGACUCCUACUAUAUUAAACAAAUAAAUGAAACAAUUAUAUUUC
Molecule: messenger RNA, 1177 nt
Organism: Onthophagus taurus
Lineage: Eukaryota; Metazoa; Arthropoda; Insecta; Coleoptera; Scarabaeidae
Product: acyl-coenzyme A thioesterase 13-like
Molecular function (GO): fatty acyl-CoA hydrolase activity
Source: RefSeq, a predicted model, not a curated record